This is a messenger RNA of Phytophthora nicotianae INRA-310, 3344 nucleotides long. RefSeq names its product oxoglutarate dehydrogenase (succinyl-transferring), E1 component. Lineage: Eukaryota; Oomycota; Peronosporomycetes; Peronosporales; Peronosporaceae. Bases 40 to 3171 code for a protein of 1043 amino acids. Gene Ontology annotation, molecular function: oxoglutarate dehydrogenase (succinyl-transferring) activity; thiamine pyrophosphate binding. The transcript is spliced from 4 exons. Gene Ontology annotation, biological process: tricarboxylic acid cycle. Gene Ontology annotation, cellular component: mitochondrion; oxoglutarate dehydrogenase complex. The record is from RefSeq and is a predicted model, not a curated record.
GCGGCCCCAAGCCAAGGAGCGACCCCCUUUUAGAUCAAGAUGACGCAGCAGUGGCUCGCCAAGGCCGUGCGUCGUAGCGUACGCGCCAGCGUGUCCUCGGCACGCGUGGCCCCCUCGCGCCUGAGCGCCCCCAGCAACGUGGCAGCCCGUUGGUCGCGUGCGUUCUCGUCCACGCCGCACCCGAGCGAGACGUUCAUGACGGGCAACAACAACGCCUACGUGGAGGAGAUGUACUCGAGCUGGAAGAGCGACCCCAAGAGUGUGCACAAGUCAUGGGACGUAUACUUCCGCCAAAUUGAGAGCGGCAGCGUGCCCGGCGAGGCUUUCAUCCCGCCGCCGACCAUCCAGCAGGGCGUGACGCCUGUACGUUCCGUUGGUGGCGCCGCAGCUUCGUCCAUCGAGCAGAAUGACGCUUUGGGCUUGAGUUACCUCAUCCGUGCCUACCAGGUGCGUGGCCAUGAGGCAGCCAACCUGGACCCACUGGGCCUGCAGGAACGUCCGGAGCUGCCGGAUCUUGACAUCAAGAUGUACGGCUUCACGGAGAAGGACCUGGACCGCGUCAUUGCCAUCCCCAAGAACUUUUCGUCGGGAGUUUCUGGUUUCUUGGAGGAACUGGCCGAUGGCAACAACGACAUGACACUCGGCCAGAUCGUCCAGCGUCUCAAGGAUACGUACUGCAGCUCUAUUGGAGUGCAAUACAUGCACAUUCUGGACCGUGAGCAAUGCAACUGGAUCCGUGCCAAGAUGGAGCACCUGGUGCAGGACGAGGAGUCGAAGGAGAAGAAGAUGCACAUUCUGGAGCGUCUGGCCUUCUCCGUCGUCUUUGAGCGCUUCUUGGGAAACAAGUACAACACGACCAAGCGUUUCGGUCUGGACGGCGCUGAGAGUCUCAUCCCUGGUCUCAAGUUCAUGAUCGACCGCGGUACUGAGCUCGGAAUGGAGCACUUGGUGAUCGGCAUGCCUCACCGUGGCCGUCUCAAUGUGCUGUCGAACGUCAUCCGUAAGCCGAUCCAGCAGAUCUUCAAGGAGUUCCAGGGCACGCACAUUGACGUGGAGUCUUACAACGAGCCCGAUGUGGAGGACUGGUCCAACGCCGGUGAUGUCAAAUACCACUUGGGUACGUCGUACGACCGCACUUAUCCGGAUGGCCGUCAAGUGCACUUGUCGCUGGUGGCCAACCCAUCGCACUUGGAAGCUGUGGACCCCGUUGUGGUGGGUAAAGUUCGUGCCAAGCAGUUCUACUUGGGCAACGACGCUGAAGCCGAGAAGAAGGUGAUGCCGCUGCUGCUACACGGUGACGCGGCCUUCAGUGGCCAAGGUGUGGUGUACGAGACGAUGCACCUGUCCGGUCUUGACAACUACGACACUGGUGGCACUGUACACGUUGUGGUGAACAACCAGAUUGGCUUCACUACUGACCCCAAGAACUCGCGUUCGUCUCAGUACUGCACGGAUCUGGGUAAGGCCAUGGAUGUGCCUAUCUUGCACGUGAACGGCGACGACCCGGACUCGGUGGUUAAGGUGUUCGAGUUCGCGGCCGAGUGGCGUCAGAAAUGGCGCUCGGAUGUGAUUAUCAACUUGACGUGCUACCGUCGCUUCGGUCACAAUGAAGUGGACAACCCGUUCUUCACGCAGCCGCUGAUGUACAAGAAGAUUGGCCAGAUGAAGUCGGUGCUGGACUCGUACGUCGACCAGCAGGUGGCUGCCGGUACUGCGACUAAGGAGGAGUGCGACGCUAUUGUUAAGAAGGUCUGGGACUUCUUCCAGAGGACGUUCGAGGAGACGGAGAAGUGGGAAGACACCAAGAAGAGCGACUGGCUGGCCAAUCGCUGGGACUCGUUCAAGAGCCCCAACCAGCAGUCGCGUAUUCGCUCCACGGGUGUGCACAUGAAUGUGCUGAAGCACGUCGGUGAGAAGAUCAGUACUGUGAAUCCAGGCUUCAACGUGAACCGCCAGCUGGACCGCAUCAUGAAGGCUAAGAAGACCACGAUCGAGACGGGUGAGGGUAUUGACUGGGGUACUGCUGAGGCUCUGGCGUGGGGUACGUUGUUGCUCGAGGGUAACCACGUGCGUAUCAGUGGCCAGGACGUCGAACGCGGUACGUUCAGCCACCGUCACGCUGUGCUGCACGACCAGGAGACCAACGAGGAGUACGCGCCGUUGAACCACCUGGCUACCAAGACGAUUCCGUCAGCUCCGCUGGAGUACAAGACCCCAGGCGGCGAUGUCGUCCCGGACACGCAGGCCGAGUUCGUGGCGUCCAACAGUUCGCUGUCGGAGUUCGGUGUGCUGGGCUUUGAGCUCGGUUACUCGCUGGAGAACCCCAACGCUUUGGUCAUGUGGGAGGCGCAGUUCGGAGACUUUGCUAACGGCGCGCAGAUCAUGAUCGACCAGUUCUUGAGUGCUGGUGAAGACAAGUGGAUGCGUCAGUCUGGACUUGUCAUGCUGCUACCGCACGGCUACGAAGGCCAGGGUGCUGAGCACUCGUCGUGCCGUGUCGAGCGUUACCUGCAGAACACGGACGACGACCCGAAUGUCGUGCCGCUCAUGGACGAGGAGAACCGUAUGCAGAUCCAACACACGAACUGGCAGGUGGUCUACUGCUCCACUCCGGCUCAGUACUUCCACGUGCUGCGUCGUCAGAUCCACCGUGACUUCCGCAAGCCGCUGAUCUCGGUGCAGCCGAAGCACUUGCUGCGUCUGCGUCAGGCCUCGUCCAAGCUCGAGGACAUGGCUGAAGGCACGCAGUUCCAGCGUCUCAUUCCGGAGGUGUCGCCGGAGAAACUGGUGGACGACGACAAGGUGAAGCGCGUCAUCUUCUGCUCGGGCAAGAUCUACUACGAACUGGCUCAGGAACGUGAGGAGAAGGACAUUAAGGACGUGGCUAUUGUGCGUGUGGAGCAGAUCGCGCCCUUCCCGUUCGACAAGGUGGCGGAACAAGCCGCGCGCUACCCGAAUGCCGACAUCAAGUGGGUGCAGGAGGAGCCGCUCAACAUGGGCUUCUGGACGUACGUGUCGCCGCGCAUCGAGACGGCGCUGACGCAGCUCAACAGCGACUCUCGUCGACCGUCGUUCGUCGGCCGCGCCCCCGCUGCCGCCCCCGCUACGGGCUACCACGCCGUGCACCAGAUCGAGCAGGACCGCAUCAUCAAGAAGGCCUUCAAGUUGUAAGAUUGCCGAUGUGGUGAGAUGAGAGGGAGAGACGAUAGCACAUAAACGCAAGCAGCCGAAUCAGACUGCAGUGCCGGUAGAAGGACUUGGCGUAUUUUGCUAGCUUUUGCUGCUUGUACCUGCUGGACAUAAAAAAGUAAAAAAAAAACAACAUGAAAAACAGAUGGCAAUAA